This is a messenger RNA of Neurospora tetraspora, 1311 nucleotides long. RefSeq names its product glycoside hydrolase superfamily. Lineage: Eukaryota; Fungi; Ascomycota; Sordariomycetes; Sordariales; Sordariaceae. Gene Ontology annotation, biological process: carbohydrate metabolic process. The transcript has 3 exons. Gene Ontology annotation, molecular function: hydrolase activity, hydrolyzing O-glycosyl compounds; cellulose binding. The record is from RefSeq and is a predicted model, not a curated record. Bases 1 to 1311 code for a protein of 436 amino acids. Gene Ontology annotation, cellular component: extracellular region.
AUGCAUCUCCCCACCGUUCUCUCCGUCAUCUUCGCUGCGGCCGGCGUUACCGCCCAGCUCAACGACCUCGCCGUCGCUGCCGGUCUCAAGUACUUCGGUACUGCUGGCCAGGAAGGCACCAUCACCUCGGAUACCAGAUACCGUAACAUCAUCAACAACAAGCACGAGUUCGGUCAGCUCACUCCCGAGAACGGCAUGAAGUGGGAUGCCACCGAGGGCCGCCCCGGAGCGUUCACCUUCCAGUCGGGAGAUAUUGUUGCUGGAGUGGCGAAGACCAAUGGACAGCUCUUGAGGUGCCACACGCUGGUUUGGUACAGCCAGUUGCCUUCUUGGGUCUCUGGCCAGUCCUGGACCCGUCCCGCCCUUCAGUCCGUUAUCGAGUCGCACAUUAGCAAUGUCAUGGGCCACUACAAGGGCCAGUGCUACGCCUGGGAUGUCGUGAACGAGGCUAUCUCCGAUGAUCCAAAUGGCAACUACCGCGAUUCGGUGUUCUUCAAAACCUUCAACACGGAUUACUUCCCCAUUGCCUUCAAGGCUGCGAAGGCCGCUGAUCCCAACGCCAAGCUCUACUACAACGACUACAACCUCGAGUACAACGGCGCCAAGACCAAAAGGGCCCUCGAGCUCGUCAAGCUCAUCAAAGCCGCCGGCGCCCCCAUUGACGGUGUCGGUUUCCAGGCCCAUAUGCAGGUCGGCGGCACGCCCUCGCGCGCCGCCAUGGCCAACCUCCUCAAGAGCUUCACCGCUCUCGGCGUCGAAGUCGCCUACACCGAGCUCGACAUCGCGCACAAGUCGGUCCCCGCCUCCCCCUCCGCCCUCGCCCAACAGGGUAAUGACUAUGCCAACAUGGUCGGCUCCUGCCUGGACGUCCCCGGCUGCGUCGGCGUCACCAUCUGGGGCUACGUCGACAAAUACAACUGGAUCAAGAACGGCGAUGCUGCACUCUAUGACAGCAACUUCAACAAGAAGGCCGCAUGGACCAGUGUUAGCUCCGUGCUGGCCGCUAAGGCGACGAACCCCCCCAGCGCUCCUAAGGCGACGAACCCCCCUACUAAGGCGGCGAACCCCGCUCCUGCUGUGCCGACUACCCUCAGGACCAGCAAGGUCGCUAACGACCCUGCAUGUGACGCGCCCACCACUACCGCCAAGGCCGCAGUGCCGGCGCCUACCAAGGCGGCGAGCGGUGCUGGUGCGCAGCAGUCUGUCUCGCGUUGGGGACAGUGUGGUGGUAAUGGCUAUUCGGGCCCGACUGCUUGCCAGGCCCCGUAUACUUGCAAGGUGCAGAACCCUUGGUAUAGCCAGUGCUUGUAA